AAGUUUCUGAAGUAGAGUUCAGUGUUCUGAGUGCCGGAGCCGGGGUGUCAAGAGGCCCCGCCGUGCCUGGCGAACCUGGGGACCUGAAAUCUAUACUCUCAAAAUCUUCUCUACAUUGUCAACAGCAACAGAAAAAUGAAUGGAUCUCUGGGGUUGGUAUCCUUUGAGGAUGUGUCUAUGGACUUCAGCUGGGAGGAGUGGAAGGACCUGAAUGGUGCCCAGAGGACCCUGUAUAGGGAUGUAAUGCUGGAGACCUAUAGCAACAUGGUAUCCUUGGGGUACUGCAUUCCUAAACCUGAAGUGAUUGUGAAGCUGGAGCAAGGGGCAGAGCCAUGGCUGGGAGAAGCCCCAGAUAAAAGUAUCACAGAUGUCCAGCAAGUUGAUGGUUUCAUUGAAAUGUGCCAGGAAUGUCCAGACACACAUCUGUUGCAAAUUGUAAUCACCAAUAAUAACACAGUGGAGGAAAGAGUUAGGGUUUUAGGUAUAAAAAAUGUAUCAAAUCUUGCUACAAACCAGACCUCACUGUGUAACAGGAAACUCACACAGGAGAGAUACCCUAUGAAUAUAAUGAAUGUAAUUCCCAGAAGUCAAAACUCAUCAAAACUCAGAGAACUCACACAGGAGACAAAUGACAUGACUGUGGAAAGUCUUUCAAGCAAAACUCAUACCUCAGUAUGUCUCAGAGAAGACACACAGAAGAGAAAUCUUAUGAAUAUGACAUAUGUGGAAAGUCUUGUAAGUGAAAAUCACAGCCAAGUGUGCAUCAAAGAACACACAAGGGAGAAACCAUAUGAAUGUAACACGUGUGGAAAGUCUUUCAUACUGAAUGCAAACCUCAAGGCACAUCAAAGAACACACACAGGAGAGAAACAAUUUGAAUGUAACAUAUGUGGAAAGUCUUUCAGACAGAUGUCACGUCUCCACAUGCAUCAGAGCACACACACAGGAGUGAAAUCUUAUGAAUGCAACAAAUGUGGAAAGUCUUUCUACUAUAAGUCCCACCUCAGUGUGCAUCAGAGAACACACACAGGAGAGAAACCAUAUGAAUGUAACACAUGUGGAAAGUCUUUUGUCAUCAAGUCAUUCCUCAAUGAUCAUCAGAGAAUUCACACAAAAGAGAGGCCUUACGAAUGUAACAAAUGUAGAAAGUCUUUCAGCAGGAAAUCAAGUCUUCUCAGGCAUCAGAGAAUUCACACAGGAGAAAAACCUUAUGAAUGUCACAAAUGUGGAAAGUCUUUUGUUUUCAAAUCAAACCUCAAUGAGCAUCAGACAACACACACAGGAGAGAAACCAUAUGAAUGUAACACAUGUGGAAAGUCUUUUGGCCAGAAAUCAAGUCUUAGCAAGCAUAAGAGAAUUCACACAGGAGAGAAACCUUAUGAAUGUAACAAAUGUGGAAAGUCUUUCCACUACAAGUCAUACCUCAAUGUUCAUCAGAGAACACACACAGGAGAGAAACCAUAUGAAUGUAACACAUGUGGAAAGUCUUUUGUCACCAAGUCAUUCCUCAAUGAUCAUCAGAGAAUUCACACAGGAGAGAAACCUUAUGAAUGUAACAAAUGUGGAAAGUCUUUUGUUUUCAAGUCAAGCCUCAAUGAGCAUCGGACAAUACACACAGGGGAGAAACCAUAUCAAUGUAACACAUGUGGAAAGUCUUUCAGCUAUAUGGCAAGUCUCUGUAGGCAUCAGAGAAUUCACACAGGAGAAAAACCUUAUGAAUGUAACAAAUGUGGAAAGUCUUUUACCAACAAGUCAUACCUCAAUGCUCAUCAGAAGACACACACAGGAGAGAAACCACAUGAAUGUAACACCUGUGGAAAGACUUUUGUCACCAAGUCAUCCCUCAAUGAUCAUCAGAGAAUUCACACAGGAGAGAAACCUUAUGAAUGUAACAAAUGUGGAAAGUCUUUUCACUACAAGUCAAGCCUCAAUAUUCAUCAAAGAACACACAAGAGAGAAACCAUAUGAAUGCAACACAAGUGGAAAGUCUUUCAGCAAUAUUUCAAGUCUCCACAGGCAUCUGAGAAUUCACACAGGAGACAAACGUGAAUAUAACAUGUGGAAAGUUUUUCACCAGCAAGUCAGAUCUUAGACAUCAGAGUUUACACUGGAGAGAAAUCAGUACCAUCAGAAAAAUGGAAAUGAAAAUUCUAAGAGCUUUGAACUUUGGUCUGGGUCAGCCUCUACCUCUCUACCUCCUUCAUAGAGCAUUGAAAAUUACAGAGGUUGACAAGCAUACUUUGAAGCAGCAUACUUUGGCCAGAUACCUAAGGAACUGACUAUGAUAGAUUAUGGAAUGGUGCACAUUCCUCCUCAAAUUGCAGCAGGAGCUCUUUGAUUUGCACUGGGAAUUCUUGAUGGUGAAUGGACAUGACUUCUCUAGCAUUACCUGUCUUACAUUGGGAAUCUCUUCCUCUUAUGCAGCACCUGGCUAACAACAUAGUCAUGGACAGUUGUGGCUUCCAAAGCACAUGACUUUUGAGAAGAGUAUGCUACACAUAGACAUGCCAACAUCAGCAUCUACCACAGCUGGAUUCUAUAGUAGUGACAAAGGUCUCAAACUUGUCAACUUGUUUUGAUGUACUAUGAUAAUAAUUGCAAAUAAAAUUGGCACCAUGUGCCGCUUGUAUAUACUA
This is a messenger RNA of Dipodomys ordii (Ord's kangaroo rat), 2636 nucleotides long. Its product is annotated as zinc finger protein 33B-like. The transcript is spliced from 5 exons. Bases 136 to 1968 code for a protein of 610 amino acids. Lineage: Eukaryota; Metazoa; Chordata; Mammalia; Rodentia; Heteromyidae. The record is from RefSeq and is a predicted model, not a curated record. Gene Ontology annotation, biological process: negative regulation of transcription by RNA polymerase II. Gene Ontology annotation, molecular function: DNA-binding transcription repressor activity, RNA polymerase II-specific.